Molecule: messenger RNA, 3689 nt
Organism: Sinocyclocheilus anshuiensis
Lineage: Eukaryota; Metazoa; Chordata; Actinopteri; Cypriniformes; Cyprinidae
Product: chromodomain Y-like protein
Exons: 7
Coding region: 495-2231 (578 amino acids)
Cellular component (GO): nucleus
Molecular function (GO): transcription corepressor activity
Source: RefSeq, a predicted model, not a curated record
UUGAACUAUUGCGGAUUUACGUCAGUUAUGUUCCAUUAGACCAACACUCAAAAUCAACACCGAUAAAGAUUUGCAAAACACAGAUGACCGUCGUCCACAGCUCUAUCACGAGGUUUGCAGGCAGUGCAAACUAACUCAUCUCGACUCUAAUCUGCGUUCGAUUGAGACUUCCUGUGUGGCAGAACUGAGAGCAGGCGAGCGUGUAAUCAGCACUGCCUACAGACUAGUUUACGGUAACACUCUCUAAAAUCGCCGCCUGGACCGACAAAAGUACUCGUUUGGACUUAAUCUGGAAUGAAACGCUUUAUUCUAACUAUAAUGUUGGAUAGACGUUGAGUGCGAGAACUAGACAGCAAAGAGAUCCUCGGUGCGGGUCAAGCACAUCUCACCCGACCAACUGAAAAAGGAGGAGAGGCCAAAAAGACAACUGCAACUGGAGGAAAAAAGUGUCUACAAUCCUCACGGAUUGCCACAACGUCGAAGAUUAUCGUGACAUGAUGGCUACGGAGGAACUCUACGAGGUGGAGAGAAUAGUAGGCAAACGUAAGAACAAAAAGGGCAAGACUGAGUACCUGGUCCGCUGGAGAGGCUACGGCUUUGAGGGAGACACCUGGGAGCCGGAGAAUCACCUGUCCAGCUGCGUCGAGUUCAUCCAUGAAUUUAACCGGCAACACAGCGAGAAGCAGAAAGACGUAGCUUUACUCCGUUCCACACGUAGCUCUCCCAGCACAGCCGGAGGCAACGCCCGCAAACAAAUCAGCAGGCCUCAGCAGUCCUCAGUGAGUCCUAACACAGCGAAGACCUCUCCCCCCACCCCAAACACACCCUCCACAAAACGGCUUCAGCCAGCACAGCAUUCACCGCACAACAGCGAUGCGCAGCAGCAGAAGAGUAAGCGAUCGGCUGGCGUGAGUAGCAGUGGCACAGUCACUGACACGGCUCCGACGGCAGCGCCGACAGCUGCUCCCACUGUGAGUGCGCUGCGGCGUAGUAUGGACCUGGCUAAAUCUGGCAUCAAAAUCCUAGUGCCGAAGAGCCCAAUGAACAGCCGCACUGACACAGAGGAGUCUCCCAGUGAGGCAGCGCACAGUCUGGAGCAGGGAGGCCAAGAGCCAGAUGCUGUGCCCCCUGAAGUGGCCUUGCUGGAGAAACCCGCCAGAGCUGUGCGUGUACAAGGAGAGGAACGGGCUCGUAUGGGCACGAGGCCCAGAACGCAAACAGCCCUUCUGCCACCGCAGAUUCCCAUUACCCCCGCUGCCGUCCGCACAUUAAACGGGAAAGGCGUGACUACCCUCAUGGAGGCCUCGUCUGCAAAUGGAACAGCCAUUACUCAGAGUGCUGCGGCAGGAGUGAUGAGCAGCUCAGGGCUGACAGGCAAAAGGCGUUUUGAGGACCGUGCAACUUUCGACAAGCGUCUGCGCUUUAGUGUUCGUCAAACUGAGAGUGCUUACCGCUACAGGGAUAUUGUAGUUAAGAAACAAGAUGGCUUUACACACAUUCUGUUUUCUACAAAGACCUCUGAGAACAAUUCACUGAAUCCUGAUGUAAUGAAAGAGGUUCAGAGUGCCAUGGCCACAGCUGCAGCUGAUGACAGUAAACUUGUUCUACUGAGCGCCGUGGGAAACGUCUUCUGCUUUGGCCUCGACUUCAUCUAUUUUAUUAGGCGGCUCACGGAUGAUAGGAAAAAAGAAAGUAUCAAAAUGGCGGAGACAAUCAGAACUUUCGUCAACACAUUUAUUCAGUUCAAGAAGCCCAUCAUUGCUGCUGUGAAUGGGCCUGCUAUUGGGCUUGGAGCGUCUAUCUUGCCCCUGUGCGAUGUCAUCUGGGCCAAUGAGAAGGCUUGGUUCCAGACUCCUUACACAAUCUUUGGCCAAACCCCAGAUGCUUGCUCCUCUGUAACAUUCCCUCUCAUCAUGGGAGUCGCCUCGGCUAAUGAAAUGCUACUGAGUGGGAGGAAGUUGACAGCUCAGGAGGCUUGUGCCAAAGGACUUGUGUCCCAGGUUCUGUGGCCAGGGACCUUCACACAGGAAGUCAUGGCUCGCAUCAAGGAGCUAGUAUCUUGUAAUUCAGUUGUUCUGCGUGAGUCCAAAGCACUGGUGAGGAACAUUAACCGGGCCGCCCUGGAGCAGGCCAACGAGAGGGAAUGUGAGGCACUUAAGAGGGUCUGGGGCUCUCCUCAGGGCAUGGACUCCAUACUCAAAUAUCUCCAGAAGAAAAUCGAUGAAUUCUAAGUCAGUUAAAUGUCCUACGGGUGUCAAAACCUCCAUCCUCAAGUGCCUGAUGUUAUUUAAACAAGGUUUGUCAGUGGUUACUUUUUUAGUAGGAUUUUUUAUGGAACAGUGGAAGACUGGCGUGGUCAAACCCGCACUUCAUCUUCGUUCAACUUUCAUUUUCUUCAGACUGCAGAAAGCAGCGUCUCAUUCUGCUACACUUGAUAAUGACUUUAAUGCAGUUUGUGAUAAAUCUUGCACUGCGCAGAAGGACAAAAUGCCUUGAUAUAUGUCAAUUCCUGUCAUCUUUCUGCUCAAUUUCUGUUGUAUCAAGUAAUGACUUGCUUUGUCAUAGAGGUAAUACGGAUUUGGGCUACUUUUCGAAGCACCACCUAUGCAGACUGUUUGAGAAAAGAUGGAUAACAUCAGUGUAAUUCAAGAAAGGGAUGCAUGAGACUUGAAUAAGUUGAAUUUUGCCCGUUUUGGAUAUCGCUACACUAACAGAUUGUAAUUAGAAUCAAGUCUUUAGCAGGCUUUUCUUCAGCAGGUACUCUUUAUUCAGCUAAUAGAAGUCAUCUCAAGCCUUGUUCAUCUUGAGUAUUCAUGCAACUCCUGCUGGCAUUUACAUCGGCCAGCCCUUUGAAGUCCUUUUUAUGAAUAGAUACAGUUAUAUCAAGAAAAACAGACACUGACGGCAACAAAAAUGACACCAGUGCUUAGAGAUUUAGCAUCAGUGCUGUUAUACAGACUUGAAACCUACUAAUUGAAUUUUUGAUUUACAUAACGAUCAAAUUAACAAAAUGACUACUUAAGUACAUGUGGAUUUGCAAGGCUCUGGCUUAGUAGGAAUUAACAUGUAUCAAAGUUAACUUUUGCUGGCUUAACUUUAAAAGUUUUCUGCUUAGAGUUUUAUUUGUAUGUUCUUGACGUACAAACUGCUUUGGAGUAAUAUACCACCAAAUAAUUUUGAUGUAAAUGUUGAUGACAGUAUUUCUAAUUUAAUAACUUAUGACAUUAUGAAAUUGAUUGAGGUAUGUUCCUCAUGAGUCAAUAAAGGAUGCUGGCGUUUUUAAAUCUGCUGGUUCAAACAGACUGGACUGCUGUAUCAUCAGAAGAGCCCUGGAGAUUAAACAACCAUCUCUAAGGGAAGAUCCUACUGAAAUCCAUCCCAAACAUCUGUAGUGUGACUAGCUAGUAUGCACUGUUAUUAAAUGGAAUGGAUUUCUUUCAUUACAAUUUUUUUAUAACAUGGGUGGGGAUGGAGUCAGAAAAUGGGUUGCGCGACUGUCCACAUAAAAUUGCAUAAAAUGUGACUUAGCAAACAUAUUUUCCCCUAGUGCUAAAUUCCUACCUCUCAAAAUCCAUAUUUAGAUUUUUAGCAACGAAGCGUCCUGUUCAAAAUCUCAUGCUAUAGCAUGUUUCUGGUACAGAUAUCUAUGCACUAUUCCUUAUUCCGUAUUGUGUAUGUUUUUCCCUUCC